GUUACAGAUUGCAGCACAAUGAACUGCCUAGGGGCGUGUAUUGUCAGAGAUCAACACUCCUACUGUCUCUGCCCUGACAGCGUGAAAGAUAAAGUUGGUAUCUUUGAAGACUCAGCACUCUUCAUAACACAGAGGUGUACUGGUCAGUGUAAGCUGUCUGACCCUGGAGCCAAGGUGUCCUUAGAGGCUGUGUGUUAUCACUGUGACCCUAUGGACUACCUAUGGGACCUCAACCCAGUGAACACCACAGUGCAGGGACUGGACUGGAGCCAGGACACCACCACUGAUAGAACAGAGAGAGGACUGAGUGUUAAACCAGGUGUUCUUGCACCUGGGGAGCUCUACCAGGUCACAACUAACGGUACAAGUCAGUCUGCUGGUACAGUGCUGUCUACAUCAUGUUUCAUACAAAUGGGGACCAGCCCUAGUCCAGGAAUAUGCACAGUUUCUCCUUCCACUGGCUUUGAGAUUGUCACCAAUUUCUCAGUGAAUUGCUCUGGGUUCAGUGACAGCACUAGUCAACUCCACUAUAACUACCAUUUUUGGGAUGGAGAUCCUGCUACCAAGAAUCAAUCAGGUAUGCUGUUAGGCAGCAGUUCUGAUGGUUAUAUCCACAUCUCUGCCCUGUCAGUGUCCCCAGCCAGUGAAAACAGUCAGGGAGAGGUCCGUGUGCAUGCUGUCAAUGACAAUGGUAUGAGGACAGUGGUGACUUCCACUGUCCAGGUCCAUCCAUUAGGUGACCAUCCUGAUUUUGCGUCUGGUGGUGUUGGUACCUUUCUGGAGGAGACAACAGGGGAUCGGAACGGCAGCUUGUGGACUGCUGUGAGGGAAAGUGAUCACACAGCUGUUCUACAACUGGUUGAUGCUGUGACUUUCUUGUUGAAUUCUGGGACAGAAAAAUUACCUAACACAGAAAGGCGGGAACAGAUACGGAGUGAUAUGAUGGAGGCAGUGGGAAAUUUAACUAUUGACAGCCUAUCUACUGCCCAGCAAGCAGCAGAGACAUUGACCAAACUCACAGAACACACCACAGAGAUUACUGCAGACUCACAGACUUCAGGCAUGAACACAGUGGAGAGGUUAUCCCAGGUGUUGAGCAGUGAACAGAGGAAUGCAACUUUUACUGAAGUGGAGGACACUGCCACUUUGAUUCUUCAAUCCACCUCCAAUCUGUUGAAUGCCACCAUGGAGGAGUCGAGAGAAGUGAAUAUCACCAGCAUGACUCAAUCUGAAGAGGCCAUAGUGCAGAAGACCAGAUACAUAGCAAAUAAAGCACUGAGUGUCAUCAGCACUAUCUCAGACACUGUGCUGGCAAAGAAGGUACCAGGAGAAGAACCCACUGUUAUAGCCACCAAGACUUUGAGUGUCAAGUGUCAAAAAUUGGGCCUGGACGCAAUGAGUAUUUCCCACCAACUGCAAGUGCCCCAGCUCAUUUCAGCAGAAGGGGGGAGUGAUGAGACACCACCGUGUAUGGUCGGCAGCUUUGCUUUACCUCCUGUUCAAAAUAUGCUUAGUGAUGGUCAUGAGAGUAUGUCUGCUGCAGUUAAUUUGCAGAUAUUCUACAUGCCGGAGAAUCCAUUCACCUGGGAUGUUUCAGCUCAAGAUGUCACCUCCGGCUGCUCUGGUAUUGAAAUGACUAUAGAUGGCGCUAGGUCCCAGCUCAACUGGCUACCAGUACCAAUGGAUAUUUACAUCCCUGUUGGAAAGGCUGACAUGAACUGUGGUAUCACCACCCUCCAACUUGAAGGAGGGACUAACGGGACCAUGGAGGACGUCAUUUACUUCAAGUUUGAUGCUGAGACCAACAAAUCACAUCAGAUCACCAUCUGGCCAGUAGACAAUAAUACCACCCUGCAAGUUUACCUGAAAGCCAAUGCCAGGCCUAGCAAGGAAGAGAUUUUAAACAGCACUACACUUAUCCCUGUUCCCGAAGAGAUGCGUUAUCAUCAUGGCAACCAAAGUGCCAGUGGCUAUGCUCUGUUUGUCCCAGAAAAUGAAACCACUGAAGCAGACACUGUAUAUUACAUUGGGAUCACUUUAUUAAAUACCAGUGAUUUUGAGAACAGGCACAUAGAUGUUAAUGAGAAUGUCCAACUUCUGGUCACAGUCCAUUCCAGUGCCUGUUUGUUCUGGGAUGAGCAGAAAGAAAUCUGGAGUAGUGAAGGUUGUAAGGUUUCUCCCCUCAGCACAGCUGUUACUUUACACUGUAUCUGUCAUCACAUGACUGUGUUUUCUGGCAGUUUCUUUAUUCUGCCUAAUGCUAUUGACAUUGUGGCAGACUCUGCUCUGUUCUUGACUUUACUUGAGAACCCACUGGUGGUGAGCAUUGUGCUGUGUGUAUGGGGCAUCUACCUGGCAGUUGUUAUCUGGGCACGCAAGAAGGACAGGGAAGACCUUCUUAAGGCUGGAGUGACAGUGUUAGAAGACAAUGAUCCAGAGAAUAAGUAUGGCUACCUUGUGACAGUUAUCACUGGCUGGAGGACAGGGGGUGAAAAUGGUGAAAGUGACCGUCAUGUCCUGAGUGACCCCAGACGUCCAGUAUUUGAGAGCGGUGGCGUGGACAGUUUCCUACUGACCUGUGCCCAGUGCCUGGGUGACCUCCUCUCUUUCACCAUCUGGCACGACAACUCUGGAGCUGCUCCUGCCUGGUUUCUGGAGAAAUUGAUGGUCAGGGACUUGCAGAGAAAUGAGGUCUGUGAGUUCUUGUGUAACCGCUGGCUUGCUCUGGACCUGGAUGACUUCUGCAUCCAGCGCACCCUGCGCCCUGCCUCAGUGGAGGAGAUGAAGGAGUUCUCGUACCUGUUCUCCAGUAACAGUGGCUUCAGCAUGAGGGAGAAACAUCUGUGGGUCAGUGUGUUCUCUUGUCCACCAAACUGUCCCUUCACAAGGACACAGAGACUGACCUGUGCUCUGACUCUUCUACUGACCACCAUGCUGACCAAUAUCAUGUUUUAUGGCAUCCCAACUGAUGACCCAGAAGAUCAGUACCAAGUAGCAGAUUUCCAGUUUUCUCUAUCUGACAUAAUAAUUGGUAUUGAGAGUGGGCUGCUGAUGUUCCCAGUGAACCUGGUCAUAGUGCAGCUAUUCAGAAUGUGUGCUCCAAGACCUGUUAGUACACAUAAGGAAGACAUCAUGCCCAGAACUUCCAUGGAACAAAGAGAUUCGGCUCAGAUGUCAGUGCUAGGAGCAGAUGUUAACCAUUCACGGAGCAGAAAUAGCAGUAGGGUCUCAGGGAAUUUGAUUGGUGAUGGUGAUGUAGAUAAAGUACCAAAUGCAACCUCUAACAGUGCAAAUAAAAGUAAUUUAAAUACUGAUGACCAGGCUGUUACAGAUAGAAACAUUGCACUCUUUAUUGAAAAUGAAAGUGAGAACAAUUCCUGGCCUUACACUUUGGGUGUGGCCGUCCUUGCUGGAGGAGAAGUGACGGGUCAGGUGUCCACUGACCAGUCUCUGGACAUGGGUGGACAUUUUACCAGGGGUAAGAAAGAAAUCCAGACUGUGGAGAACAGCGCUGGUGGAUCAGGUGCUGGUGUCAGGCCAUCUGACCUUAAUUUCACCCUUGACCUUGACUUACUUCAUGGAGAAAGCCCUGACAUACCAUUGAUACAUAUGGACGAUUCAAAUGAAGUUUCUGUGAUUACAUUGGAGGAGGAAAAGAAUACACCUUUCAGACUUCCAUGGUGGUGUAUCUACAUAGCCUGGGUGGUGGCAGUGUUAACCUGUCUGGUCUGUUCUUACUACACCAUGUUGUACGGACUCAAGUACGGACACAAGAAAAGUGUGCAGUGGGUGGUUGCCUUCUUUACAGGGUUCUUCCAAAGUGUGUGCAUUACACAGCCAAUUAAGGUCAUCCUGAUUGCAUUGUUGGUGAGCUUGAUCCUGAAGAAAACAGUGGCAAUAAAUGAGGGGAAGAAGGAUAUACCGCUGACUGAAGAUGAAAAAUACCUAAAGGAUGAGAACAUAGCUCAUUAUCGAAAGAAUCUUCAACAAAAGCGUGCUCAGCACGUGUACAAGCCUCUACCAGAGCCUGUGGUAGAACACAUGCGCGGCAUACGGAUGAAAGAGAGGAGGAUGUAUCAAAUACUUGUAGAGCUGGCGCUCUACGUGACCUUCACCUUGGCCCUGGUAUUUGUGACAUAUGGCCACCGAGACCCUAUGGCAUUCUAUGUGACAAAGUCUACAGAAGAUGUGUUUAUCACAGUGGAGUAUGCAGAUGGUCCAGCCUUUGAAGAGGUCAGUGAUGUUGAUUCUAUGUGGGAGUACCUAGAGGAGACAUUUGUACCUUCCCUGUUCACCUCUACCUGGUACAAUGGUGACAGUGUGACAGAGAGUGACACCCUGACAGCUGACAUGGUGUCACUCCAUGUAGGGGCAGCCAGACUCAGACAGCUGAGAGUGAAAGAUGUCUGUGAUGUGCCCCCCACCUUCCAGUCCAUGAUCCACUCCUGUACAGUGAGAUAUGAAUGGGGCACUGAUGACAGCAGGGACUAUAACACCUCAUGGACACCCCUGGUCAACAGAACUGACCACCCCACUGACCAGUGGACAUACCAGUCUGCUUUCAAGCUGAGGUCACUUCCAUUUGCUGGAAAACAUGGCACUUACAAUGGUGGAGGAUAUGUGAAACUCCUUGGUGACACCAGAAAUAAAAGCCUGUCAGUUCUUACAGACCUACAGGAGUUCAAGUGGAUAGACCAGAGGACACGUGCCAUGUUCCUGGAGUUUACCCUGUAUAACCCCCAGGUUAACUUGUUCAGUGUGGCACAGUUACUAUUUGAGUUCCACCCCACUGGGGCCAUCUUCCCUUUCUAUCAAAUCUUUACAUGUAAAUUUUACCAAUAUGGGAAUGGGUUGGAAAUCUUUGUCGCAGUUUGUGAAGUUAUGUUCAUCCUGUUUAUACUGACAUCCACAUACAGAGAGUUCAGCAAAUUCAGAAAUACUGGUUCUAAGGAAUACUUCUCAGAUCCUUGGAGUUACAUAGAGGUGGCAAUUGUCUGCCUGGGAUACUCAGCCAUUGGUCUGUUUUUUCAACGUUUAGUCAUAGUGAACUUCACCAUUGCCAAUUUCCAUGAACAUGGCAGAGAGGAAUUUGUGAACUUUUUUCCAGCAGCAUUCUGGGACUACAUCCUGGGCUACACCUUGGCAGCCAUGCUGGUGCUGACAGUGCUUAAGUUUUUCAAGCUGCUACGGUUUAAUGUCCGCAUGAACAUGUUGUCUGCCACUUUGAAGAAAUCUUGGAAGCCUACACUACAUUUCUAUCUAGUUCUAGCUUUCCUCAUGAUGGCCUAUUCCUUCUUUGGGCAAUGUGCUUUCGGUCACUACAUCGAAAAAUUUAAGUCCUUAAUAGACACAUUACAGACAUUGUUCACUCUGAUCAUGGGAGGAUUUGAGUUUGCAAUUCUGGGAGACUCAAACCGUGUCAUUGGUAUUGUGUUUCUGAUAACCUUUGCAAUGAUAGUCCAGGUGUCGCUGAUCAAUAUGUUCAUUGCCAUUAUCGACGAGUCAUUCAGAUAUGUUCUGAAGGCCACCAAGGAGACGUCAAAUGAGCUGGAGAUGGUGGACUUUAUGUGGACAAGAUUACUGGUGAUUCUUGGUCUCCACACAGGGGCAGGGGUCACCAUUCCUUCCAGUAUUGAUUUGGAGACACUGCAACAAGAGGCUCAGGGUGAAGUUGGUUCAAAUACAAACAGCUGA
Molecule: messenger RNA, 5694 nt
Organism: Lingula anatina
Lineage: Eukaryota; Metazoa; Brachiopoda; Lingulata; Lingulida; Lingulidae
Product: polycystin-1-like protein 2
Biological process (GO): detection of mechanical stimulus
Cellular component (GO): membrane
Molecular function (GO): calcium ion binding; protein binding; calcium channel activity
Source: RefSeq, a predicted model, not a curated record